ACAUGCAAGAGUAUAUAGCACAAAUGAAACCUACCAAACAACCCUCCAUUCCUCUUCUAACAGCCAUUCCCUCUACCUACCCCAAGUCUCUUUCUUUCUUCUUUCCCAUUUAUUUAUUUCUCCUACCCUCAUUACCUACACACACAUUUCUAUAUAAUUUACAUUUCUUGAUUUCAAUAACAAGAGAAGAAAAAAAAAAGAAAAAGCAAAUAAACACAUUCAUCACUCUUCAUUAAACGAUGAUAACCGCGGCUCUACACGAACCACAAAUUCACAAAACGGCCGAUACUACUUCCACCGCUGUCUCCGGCGAGAAUGAGCCUCCUACGCUUCGCAUUUUCCGAUCAAAGCUUCCGGAUAUCAACAUUCCGAACCACCUCCCUCUCCACACUUACUGCUUCCACAAGCUUUCCACUGUUUCCGACAAGCCUUGUCUAAUCGUAGGCUCAACCGGAAAAAGCUACACCUACGGAGAGACACACCUCAUCUGCCGGAGAGUCGCUUCCGGGUUUUACACAAUGGGUAUUCGAAAAGGUGACGUCAUCAUGAUCCUCCUACAAAACUCACCCGAGUUCGUCUUCUCCUUCAUGGGUGCUUCCAUGAUAGGAGCCGUCUCAACCACCGCGAAUCCUUUCUACACCUCUCAAGAGAUUUACAAACAGCUCAAAUCUUCCGGAGCUAAGCUCAUCAUCACUCACUCUCAUUACGUCGACAAAUUGAGAAACCUCGAUCAAGAAACCAAAAUCGGAGAAAAUCUCACGGUUAUCACCACCGACGAUCCUACACCGGAGAAUUGUCUACCUUUCUCCACACUCAUUGACGAGGCAAACCCACAAGAUGAAUCAGAAUCCGUCGGUGUUGAUGGUGACGAUGCGGCGGCGCUUCCUUUCUCUUCCGGCACGACGGGGUUACCAAAGGGAGUGGUUUUGACUCAUAAGAGCUUAAUCACCAGCGUUGCGCAACAAGUUGAUGGAGAUAACCCAAAUCUUUACUUGACAUCAAACGACGUCGUACUCUGCGUUUUGCCUCUUUUCCACAUCUAUUCUCUCAAUAGCGUGCUACUCAAUUCCAUCCGAUGCGGUGCGACGGUUCUUCUGAUGCACAAAUUCGAAAUUGGAGCAUUGUUGGAUCUAAUCCAGAGACACAAGGUGACUAUAGCGGCACUUGUUCCGCCGCUUGUGAUCGCUCUGGCUAAGAACCCAACCGUUAACUCUUACGAUCUUUCUUCCGUUAGAUUGGUUCUCUCCGGUGCAGCUCCAUUAGGCAAAGAUCUCCAAGAUAAUCUCCGUCGCCGCCUCCCUCAGGCCGUCCUUGGUCAGGGAUAUGGUAUGACUGAAGCAGGACCUGUGUUAUCAAUGAGCCUCGGGUUCGCUAAAGAGCCGAUGCCGACAAAAUCAGGGUCUUGUGGGACUGUGGUCCGAAAUGCUGAACUUAAAGUGGUUCACCUUGAGACACGUCUCUCUCUUAGCUACAACCAACCUGGUGAAAUUUGUAUCCGUGGUCAACAAAUCAUGAAAGAGUACUUGAACGAUCCAGAAGCCACGUCAGCAACAAUAGACGAAGAGGGUUGGCUUCAUACAGGAGACAUUGGGUAUGUAGAUGAAGAUGAUGAGAUCUUCAUUGUUGAUCGACUCAAAGAAGUCAUCAAGUUCAAAGGCUUUCAGGUUCCUCCGGCUGAGCUAGAGGCGUUGCUCAUCAACCACCAUUCGAUUGCUGAUGCUGCUGUUGUUCCGCAAGGAGAUGAAGUGGCUGGAGAAGUUCCGGUGGCUUUCGUUGUGCCAUCCAAUGGAAACGACAUCACCGAAGAAGAUAUAAAAGAAUAUAUAGCCAAGCAGGUGGUGUUCUACAAGAGAUUGCACAAGGUCUUCUUUGUUCCUUCCAUACCCAAAUCUCCUUCCGGAAAAAUUCUGAGAAAGGAUCUCAAAGCUAAACUUUGUUGAAUGUAUUUUUUUUUCUCUAUAUAUGAUUCAAACGUUCUUUUGUAUCCACAAUACUCGUCUUAUUUUUAGAUCCUUUGUCGCAACAGAUGUUGGAAACUAAGAAACCAGAAUUAUUUUGAUAUUUGAAUGAUUAUAAUUUUUUCAAAAGGAAGAUAAAGUAAAAACUAAAAA
Eutrema salsugineum is the source of this 2111-nucleotide messenger RNA. RefSeq names its product 4-coumarate--CoA ligase 3. Lineage: Eukaryota; Viridiplantae; Streptophyta; Magnoliopsida; Brassicales; Brassicaceae. The transcript is spliced from 7 exons. Gene Ontology annotation, molecular function: 4-coumarate-CoA ligase activity. The record is from RefSeq and is a predicted model, not a curated record. Bases 240 to 1940 code for a protein of 566 amino acids.